Molecule: messenger RNA, 1494 nt
Organism: Adineta steineri
Lineage: Eukaryota; Metazoa; Rotifera; Eurotatoria; Adinetida; Adinetidae
Source: the annotation of a GenBank genome assembly
AUGAUAUCUUUGAUCAACGUAACUGCUGGUCGUGAUGGUGCACCAACCGUGGAACGUUAUGUUCCACCACCUCCACCUACUAGUGAAGCUGAUAUAUUUGGUGAAGCUGCAACAAAAGGUGAAAAUUUUGGUAAAUAUCAUCGUACACAAACACGUUGUACACCUGAAGGAAGAGUAAAAGCAAUUGAAUUAUAUGAAGAAGCAAAUCUUGGUACACAAGUUUUAUCUAAUAUUCGUCGUGCUCAUUUUGAAGAACCAACACCAAUUCAACGAUAUGCAUUACCUUGUAUUCGACAACAAGAUGAUUUAAUGGCUUGUGCUCAAACUGGUUCUGGUAAAACGGCUGCUUUUCUCUUACCAAUCAUUUCAAAUUUAUUGGAAUAUCAUGCUGAUGAAUUAGCAGAAAGAUUUCAUCCACCAGCACCUUUUUGUCUUAUUGUUUCACCGACUCGUGAACUUGCUCUACAAACAGAACGUGAAGCAAGAAAAUUUGCUUUUCAAACACCUGUAAUACCAUGUUCUGCUGUUGGUGGUCAUGAUAUGUUUACAGUUACUGAUCGUCUUCGAGAAGGUUGUCAUAUUCUUUCAGCAACAACAGGUCGUCUUAAGGAUAUGGUUGAAAAAGGCCGAAUUUCAUUGAAAAAAGUGAAAUAUUUUGUUCUUGAUGAAGCUGAUCGAAUGUUGGAUACUGGUUUUGAACCUGACAUUCGUAAAUUAGAAGAUCUUGGUUUAGCACAAAAAGGAGAACGUGUAACAUCAAUGUUUUCUGCAACAUUUCCUGAUGAAGUUCAACGACUUGCUAAACAUUUUCUACGAGAUAAUUAUGUUUUUCUUGCUGUUGGUAUACUUGGUGGUGCCAAUGAAGAUAUUUCUCAAACAAUUGAACUCGUACCACAAUCGAAUAAAAAAGAUCGACUUUUUCAACUACUUGAAGAAAAUUUAAAAUCUGAACGUUGUUUAAUCUUUGUUGAAACAAAACGAUCAGCUGAUUAUAUUGGUGCUUUACUUUCACAACGACAAUUUAUGAGUACAACAAUGCAUGGAGAUCGAACACAACGACAACGUUUUGAAGCCGUACAACAAUUUACAAAUGGCAAAUGUCCAAUUCUUGUUGCAACAUCUGUUGCUGCACGUGGUUUAGAUUUUCCUUUGAUUGGUUAUGUAGUUAAUUAUGAUUUACCAGAUACAAGUGAUUUUUAUAUUCAUCGUAUUGGACGAACAGGUCGUGCCGGUCAUUUGGGUAAAUCAAUUUCAUUUUUUGAUCCAGAUCGAGAAUCAGAUCGAACUAUUGCACCAGAACUUGUUCAAAAAUUAAGCGAGGCUGGUCAAGACGUACCCGAAUUUCUUAAACAACAUAUGCCCAAUACUAGUGGACUUAAAAGUGGUUUUGUUGGAAGAAAUGCUGAUAUGCGUUCCGGUGGAUUUAAUCAUAGUCAAACAGUUAGUACAAGUGGUGGUACAGCAUCAGCUGGUGCUGCAGAAGAUUGGGAUUAA